GUUGAGAGAUUAUAGGAAUUCAUGGCUACAAAAUCAGUCAUAAUGGCUUCUUUGUUCUUCUUCAUAUGGCACGUUAUACUUGUAUUUUCCUUGUAUUUUUCUUCUUUGUUUCAACUAUCUUCUUUUUCAGUAGAAAAAUUGUUCAACCUACUCAAAUACUCUCUGUUUACAGAGAAACCCUUUCUCAAACCCCUAUAUUCUUGCAAAAUCAGACCCCCAUUUUGCCAAAAUCUAGUCUUGAUGAUAGUUUGGUUGAACCCAUUUCACUAAACACUUCUACAGAGAUACCCAUUUUGUCAAAAUCUGAUUUUGAUGGUAGUUUGGUUGAAUCAGAGACCAUUUCUAGUUCUAAUGAAACAUCAAGAUUUCAAGCUAAUACAGAGAUACCCAUUUUGUCAAAAUCUGAUUUUGAUGGUAGUUUGGUUGAAUCAGAGACUAUCUCUAGUUCUAAUGAAACAUCAAGAUUUCAAGAAUUAGAGGUUAAUACACAGAUGCCCAUUUUGUCAAAAACUGAUUUUGAUGAUAAUUUGGUUAAACCCAAUUCACCUGAGACUAGUUCUAGUUCUAGUGAGAAGUCAAAAUUUGAUCUUGAUGUAACAUCAGAAACACCCAAAUCUAGUUUAGUUGAGAAAAACUCAAGACCUAUUGGAGAAAGUUGUGAUCUUUUUAAGGGAAGAUGGGUUAAAGAUGAGAAUCAUCCAAUUUAUAAGCCAGGGUCUUGCCCUUAUGUGGAUGAGGCUUUUGAUUGUCAGACUAAUGGUAGGCCAGACUCACAGUAUCUUAAAUGGAGAUGGAAGCCAUUUGGAUGUCAUCUUCCAAGGUUUAGUCCAUCAGAUUUUUUGUACAGAUUGAAAGGAAAGAGGCUGAUGCUGGUUGGGGACUCAAUGAACCGGAACCAGUUUGAAUCUCUCCUUUGCCUUCUUCGUGAAGGCCUCACUAAUAAGAGUAAAAUGUACGAGAUCCAUGGGUAUAAGAUAACAAAAGGAAGAGGCUAUUAUGUUUUCAAAUUUGAGGAUUAUAACUGCACUGUUGAGUUUGUGCGCUCGCACUUCCUUGUUAGAGAAGGAGUACGUAUCAAUCCUCAAGGAAGCUCAAAUCCAACUCUAUCAAUAGAUCGCAUCGACAAAACAUCUAAUCGUUGGAAGGGAGCUGACAUUCUAAUCUUCAAUACGGGGCAUUGGUGGACUCAUGGGAAGACUGCCAGGGGGAAAAAUUACUAUAAAGAAGGUGACCUAAUAUACCCUAAAUUUGAUGCCGUUGAAGCUUAUAGGAGAGCAUUGAAAACCUGGGCUAAGUGGAUUGAAGAAAACAUGAGCCGUGAAAAGUUGAUUAUAUAUCGUGGGUAUUCUUCAGCUCACUAUAGAGGCGGAGACUGGGAUUCAGGUGGAAGUUGUAACAAAGAGAGUGAACCUGUUUCGAAAGGUGCUAUCCUUGGAAACUAUCCGAUGAAAAUGAAGAUUGUGGAGGAGGUGAUUAAGGAAAUGCAGUUCCCAGUAGUCCUUUUAAACGUAACACAGUCAACCAAUUUCCGCAAGGAUGGUCACCCGUCUGUGUAUGGUAAGGUUGGUAAAAAGGGUAAGCAAGAUUGUAGCCAUUGGUGUCUACCGGGAGUCCCCGAUGCAUGGAAUGAGCUAAUCUAUGCCACUUUGGUGUUGCAACAAUGAGCUGAGGCUGUUUGUGCAGCAAAUGUAUCAUUGGCUUGUAACAUUGUAAUAUGAGAUGAAUAUUAGUUAAGUCAUUUUUUAGUGAAGUUGCAUUGUUUCAGUUUUUUUGUGCUAAUAUUAGACACUAUAUAUUCUUAUUUCUAGGAUCAACUCACUUCAAAGUUUUGUAAUACCAAACUUAUGCUGCUUCACUAAGCAAUGUUAUCUUCUUUUUUUUCUAAGAGAAGUAUUCGGAAUACUCUAAA
Solanum lycopersicum (tomato) is the source of this 1909-nucleotide messenger RNA. Its product is annotated as protein trichome birefringence-like 5. NCBI's taxonomy places the organism in Eukaryota, Viridiplantae, Streptophyta, Magnoliopsida, Solanales, Solanaceae. Gene Ontology annotation, molecular function: O-acetyltransferase activity. The record is from RefSeq and is a predicted model, not a curated record. Gene Ontology annotation, cellular component: Golgi apparatus.